Molecule: messenger RNA, 2069 nt
Organism: Monopterus albus (swamp eel)
Lineage: Eukaryota; Metazoa; Chordata; Actinopteri; Synbranchiformes; Synbranchidae
Product: RNA binding protein, mRNA processing factor
Exons: 8
Coding region: 319-903 (194 amino acids)
Molecular function (GO): RNA binding
Source: RefSeq, a predicted model, not a curated record
CUUUACUGUAUUUCAUUUGGGAACAGCCUCCGGAGAUCUUUCCAGGGAAUGCUGAGGAAUAUCUGACAGCACAGAAACCAAACCCACAGCCGACUUUCUUCCUCUUAAAACAAAAUAUCCUCUCUCACCAGAUUGAUGUCGCCAAACUAGUGGGAAGCUCGGGACAGUAGGACAGCGGCCGUGCGCGGACUGUUGUCUGUCGGAGGGUGCCUUUUUAAUUUGUGGGUCCGGGAGAAGAGGAGCAGAGCAAAACGCAGACGAAAAGACGAAGGAGGAAGAAGACGGUCCGAGUGAAAGUGCUAAAGAGUCCGACUCAGAAUGAAUAACAACAAAAUCGAGAAAGAAAACGAGCAGAGUGAAUUCACCAACCACGAAGAGGAGGUCCGAACACUAUUUGUCAGUGGCCUACCGCUGGAUAUUAAGCCACGGGAGCUCUAUCUCCUGUUCAGACCAUUUAAGGGCUAUGAAGGCUCCUUGAUAAAACUCACUUCCAAACAGCCUGUGGGGUUUGUCAGCUUUGACAGUCGAUCAGAGGCAGAGGCUGCUAAGAAUGCCUUGAAUGGGGUCCGGUUUGAUCCAGAGAUCCCCCAGACCCUGCGGCUGGAGUUCGCCAAGGCCAACACCAAAAUGGCCAAGAACAAGCUGGUCGGCACUCCCAACCCCCCUCCCACCCAGCAGAGCCCUGGGCCGCAGUUUAUUAGCAGAGACCCAUAUGAGCUCACAGUGCCUGCUCUAUAUCCCAACAAUCCAGACGUGUGGGCGUCAUACCCGCUGUACCCGGCGGAGCUGUCGCCAGCCCUCCCACCCACUUUCACCUACCCCGCCUCGCUCCACGCUCAGAUUCGCUGGCUCCCACCUGCAGAUGGAACUCCUCAGGGAUGGAAGUCCAGGCAGUUCUGCUGAAGUAUGUGUUCCUGAUGUGUGAUGGUGGCCGUGGCCAGCUGUGACGGGCGUUGCUGAUUGCCUCUCAUGUCCAAUUAGAAACCAGGAGGACUGACCUGACCCCAGCUCUCUGAGCAGCGUACCGUCGGUAAAUUUAUGGCUCGGACUUCACGACCACUGAUUUCGGCAGGCAAGGUGUAAAUCUCACCUCGCCACCGAAGCAGUGUGGCUCUCCCUCCUGGCACCGAGUCACAUUUGAAAGUGUAGAUUUGUGGAAAAAAACUGUGAAAGCCCAGUUUUAUUUAUUUUUGGGGAGACAGUAUCACACUGCCAAAGACAUCUGCUGGAAUGAACAUAAUCACACCAAGAUAUAUUGACAGCGAGUCAACUUUCAUCUGUGUGUGUUUUAGAAACAGAAAAUGUUUUGAAAACAAACCCAGAAUUGGAGAAUUGGAUAUCUGUGGGAUAAAAGUCUGUGUGGUCUUGGCAUCACGGAGGCAAGUUUGAAAAGCUGAAGAGGAACAAAAGAAGCAUGUUUUGUGUGUACAUGUGUUUCUACCUUAGUGUGUGUGAUUUUACGGGUGUGUGAACGUGAUCCCCUGUGUUUUCAUUAGUGCACAAGGUUCGUGCACGGAGACCAUGGCAACCUCACCCCUUCUCUUUGCAUCCCUCUUUCCCCUCUGUCUCUCCCAGGCAGCAGCAGCCUCAUGGGCCUCAGGACAUACUAGAUCCCAGCCUCCAUCACACAUCAAGCCCCCCAAACUCUUUUUUUUAAUUUUUUUUUUUUUUUUAUUAUAUAUAAAUACUGUUACAUACUCAAGAUUUACCGGCAGCGCUUCGGCUACACCUCCUCUGACACCUCUAUGAAGGGUAGUGGGCAUGAACGACAAAGGCGCACACACCCUUUGUUUACUAGCUGACUGCAUUGCCUGUGUAAUGUUAGCAGGUCUCUUGCUUUGCAUUCUGUAUAUGCAAGUACAAAGACUGGAGCAGAAACACAUUAUAUGCAGCCGCCUGGCACGGUCAGACAUCUGGAAGUGUGGCUGAAGUGCUGCUGGGUAAUAUUAUUAUACUAGAAUUAUUACUAGUGUGUAUAUCAUUCAUAUUAAUGUUAUUAUGAUUAUUAAAUACACGUUAAAGCAUGAAUUUGCAAAAAAAACAAAAAACAAUGCUGUACAUUUUUAGAU